AUGUCGAGUGAUAGGGUCUUAGUUAGGAAAUUUGAGCUCUCUAAAAAGGUUCCUCACGAUGUUGUUAUGCGAUCCGAUGCGAUGCGCCUGCGCCGGCAAACGAUCGGAUUUCGCGCCGAGCUAGCGAUAACAACGCCGAGUCGGCCUCCCCACACGCUAUGCAACCUUGGCUUGGCUGGAGAUACGAUCCCUGCCCCAAAAAUUUCCAACAGGAAAAGUCCAGAGCUCAAGUCCAGAGCGCCCCUCCAAGAAGCACGACUCGAUGCGAAAUUCUCAACACCACAAGAGAGCGUCAUCAUGAAGCUCACGAAUCCCAACGAGGUGCCAGUAUACACCAUAUCUGGCGCUUCAACUGCCAGGCCUUUGCCAGACUGGCUUGCGCGCAAAAGGAAGCGCAGUCUCAAGAACGAUCCAGAAUACGCGAAUCGAGUCGAGUUACUCCAAGAUUUCGAGUUUGAGGAAGCCAGUACUUGCAUACGAGUUAGUGAGGAUGGAGAAUGGGUUAUGAGCACAGGAACAUACAAACCGCAAAUACAUGCCCAUUGUCUGCCACAUCUUUCGCUAUCUUUCGCUCGACAUACUACCUCACUAAACCACUCUUUCGUUCUACUUUCAUCCGACUACUCCAAGUCACUGCAUUUACAAGUCAAUCGAAAACUCGAAUUCCAUACUCCAGGAGGUUGCCACUAUGAAACUCGACUUCCAAGGUACGGCAGAGAUCUCGUUUAUGACAGGCAAUCGGCGGAAGCUCUUGUACCUGCUGUAGGUGUUAAUGCAGAGGGCAGUGGUGAGGUGUACAGGCUGAACCUCGAAGUUGGACGCUUCAUGAAGUCCUAUGAGGUCGACGUUGGUGGGGACGACUUGACUACAUCCGGAGGAUUGCAAGGUGGUAUCAACACGGGCAGUGUCAAUUGUGCUGCAAUCGCAGAAGAUAGCCAUAACUUGCUAGCAUUUGGUACAUCGAUUGGGACAGUGGAGUUUUGGGACUCGAGGUCGAAAGCAAGAGUUGGGAUAUUGGCUGGGCAAGAGGGACAAAUCACGGCCUUGGAUUUCGACAGGUCGGGCUUGUCACUUGCAACCGGUUCGUCUGAGGGCAUAGUGCAACUUUUUGAUCUUCGUCGACCAGUUCCAAUUUUACGGAAGGACCAAGGUUACGGCUACGCCAUCAACACGCUCAUGCAUAUGACAACAUCCUCGCAAGAAAAGAAGAUUCUUUCGGCAGAUAAAAGAAUCAUCAAGAUAUGGGACGAGGCAGAUGGGACAGCGUGGACAUCAGUUGAACCAGCUGUUGACAUUAACUCGGUCGCAUGGUGCAAACAAAGCGGUAUGGUUUUGACCGCCAAUGAAGGCAAACAACAGCAUGCUUUCUUCAUACCUCAACUUGGGCCCGCACCAAAAUGGUGCUCUUUCUUGGACAACAUGGUGGAAGAAAUGGCUGAAGAAGCGCCAGCGGAGACCUACGACAACUACAAAUUCUUGACACUACCCGAACUCAAGUCACUCAACCUUGGCCAUUUGGUUGGAAAAACAAAUUUGUUACGCCCAUACAUGCACGGCUACUUUGUUGCAUCGAAACUCUACGAGGAAGCACGUCUCAUCGCCAACCCUUACAUCUGGGAUGAUGAACGCACGAAGAGAGUCAAAGAAAAGGUCGAGAAGGAGCGCGCCAGCAGAAUUAGGGGUGGCAAGAAAGUUAAGGUCAAUCAAAAUCUGGUCGACAAAAUGCUCAAGAGGCAAGAGAGAAGACAAGUGGUUGACCAAGAUAAAGGGGUACUGGGUGAUGAACGUUUCGGGAAAUUGUUUGAGGAUGAGGAGUUCGCUGUUGAUGAACGCAGCAGAGAAUUUCAGAUGCUCAAUCCAAGUACCAAGGUUGGCGUUGCAGGCCAGCCUAGUGCAGUGGGUGCUGGCAGUGACUCGGAUGAUAGUGAGGGUAGUGACAGCGAUGGAAAUGCUCCAAAACCCAAGGAGAAGGUCAAGCCAGAGAUGCGUAUAUCUUCUUCGUCUUACAAGAAAUCUGGGCAUCAAAAGCAAGACACUUCCUUGGGUGGCCGUUCGCAAGGGAACGGCCGCAUCAGCAAGAACAGAGGGGAUGUGGUUGGAGAACGGUCAAUUACUUUUGCACCAGCCGGACGAAAGAAGGAAGAAAAACCAAAACCAACCGAACGAAAGGGACGAAGGGACGAUGGUAGAAGAAGCGCUAGUGGCAACGUUUUCAGGAAGUUGUAA
This is a messenger RNA of Hymenoscyphus albidus, 2226 nucleotides long. NCBI's taxonomy places the organism in Eukaryota, Fungi, Ascomycota, Leotiomycetes, Helotiales, Helotiaceae. The record is from the annotation of a GenBank genome assembly.